AUGAACAGCCAUUACUGGCUUUUUGGCUUCUGUUUUCUUCUGGCGGGAAGUAGCUUGCUUCCACUGAACCCACUGUCAGAAAAUACCCCUACUACUGUGCCUUUUCCCCACACCCUACAGCAAUUUCCUCAUUUCCUGUCUAAAAUUUCUCACACAAUUCGAAACAUGUAUUGGAUAACUGCAAAAAACGUCGUCGUUCCCCGCUGGCGCUCUCUCUCCCUGCUCUUUAGUCUUCCUUUUCACCACCGCCACAGCUUCUUCUCGUCUUCCUCCGCCCCCUUAUGUAUUAGGCAGUCCCAGCGCAUUUUGUGUGUCAAAGAAAGAAAAUAUUUUACCAGAACUACUAAGAAACAGAAACAAUUGAAAAAUGUCCUGGAGGAGAAAGAUUAUGCUCACAUUAUGUGGUGGAAGGAGCGAAUUCAGAUGUGCAGAAAGCCUUCUUCUGUUCUACUGGUUAAGAGGCUUACAUAUUCUAAUCUUCUGGGAAUUGAUACUAGCUUAAGGAAUGGGAGACAUGCACAUCCGGGUAGUCCUUAUGUCUUUGGGCUUGUUGGAGAUGAUCAUGACCUCGACUUUCCAGAGCCAAUGCCUGUAGUUGGUAUAUCUCGUUCGGCCAAGGGAUACUGCAUGAUUUCAGUGCUGGAGACUAUGAAGACUUAUUCUGCAGAGGAUGGUCUAACAGAAGAAGCUCUAGUUACUAAGAUUCGUAGUUGUCAAUGCCAUCAUUUGUUCCUGCAUUCGUCAUUAAAGAACAAUUCUUCAGGAACUUGUCGCUGGAGAGAGUUUGGUGAAGGUGGGCUGUUAUGGGGAGAAUGCAAUUCUAGACAAUUCGAAUGGUUUGAAGGAAAUCCAGUGAAUGCACUUUUGUUUAAGGUGAAAGAGCUUUAUGGCCUUGAAGAUGAUGUUACAUUCCGAAAUGUCACUGUUACUUCAGAAGAUAGACCCCGUCCUUUACACCUUGGGACAGCCACCCAAAUUGGUGCUCUACCAACUGAAGGAAUACCAUGUCUGCUCAAAGUGCUGCUUCCAUCGAAUUGUACCGGUCUCCCUGUUCUGUAUGUUAGAGAUCUUCUGCUAAACCCUCCUCCAUAUGAGAUUGCAUCAACAAUUCAAGGUAAUGCACAACAUGUUCUAAUCUUUGUUAUUAUGUGCCUGAUAUUUUAUAGUUAUAUGCCCGCCAUGUUCUCUUGA
Molecule: messenger RNA, 1191 nt
Organism: Fraxinus pennsylvanica
Lineage: Eukaryota; Viridiplantae; Streptophyta; Magnoliopsida; Lamiales; Oleaceae
Source: the annotation of a GenBank genome assembly